AUGGACGAGCAUCAUCCACGUCGCGGCCUGCUGGACCUGCCGUACGAUGUUCACACCAUCAUCAGCGGGUUGGUGGAUGCUACAAGCCGUCUCAGUUUCGUGAGCUGCUCAAAGCGAGCUCGACUUCUUUGGAUGCAUGCUGUGUUCAAAAAGAUCCGCCUCGAAGGCACUCAGACGGAACUUGUCGAUGACCUCAUGCUCUACCUGGCGGACCGAUCGACUCUCGUGGAUCACUUACGACACGGCCUCAAGUCGCUCACGAUUAUCGUUCACGUUACCCCAGUGUACAUGAGACCUCACGGGGUUACAUGGGAAAACCUGCUCGAUCUGCCUCGGAAACAUCGCUACAAGGAGUACGACCUGCCGGGCCUCAUCUGGGAUGUGCUUGCCCUAAAUCUCACGGACUUCAAUUCCUUUCAGAGGUGGUUGUUCACAGAAGACCUUUACCCCUGGGGAGGUUUCCCCAAGGUCAAACACCUCAGGGUCGUCGGGCUCCCUAUGCUUGCAUCCACGGUUAUCUGUAGAUGUACCACCAAGGGGGGACUGGAUUCGCUACAUCUGUACUCGGGCAUUUCAAGUGAAAGUGUACAGAUAGCGUCUCGGUGUCAGCAGAGUUUGAAGCGGCUUUCACUGUUGAUAGACACCAACGUCAACGUCACCGACCUUCCAACUGAGCACCUCGAUCGAGUCAACCCAACCAUGCGCCCAGCCCUUCUCAUGGACAUUGCCAGACAUUUUCCAACACUCGAAUGGCUUGUACUGGGACCUUCAUGCAUCAAUGCCCCUCGUCCAUUCAAUACGCAGUCUGAACAUCGAUUCUUUGAGAAACAUGCACGCCUAUUCCUCCUCGCCAUCAAGAGCUUUCCCACUCUCAAACGCAUUGCUUUUGCACUCCCAGACGCUCAGAUUGGAAACAGGAUCGUCCGCGGCAUUUAUGACGGAUCGGAGCCCAUAGUCACGUCAGACGAGAGAGACAAUUGGUCGAAGAACCUGAUAGAUUGUUUCAUGAAAGAUGGUCUCCAGCUACAGCAGGUGCGAGGUAUCGGCCCCACAUUUUUCCCAUGGCACUUAUCGAGUAGGGGUUUCUUGGGGGCAGGUUUGGGGUGA
Messenger RNA from Fusarium vanettenii 77-13-4, 1107 nucleotides. RefSeq lists its product as uncharacterized. NCBI's taxonomy places the organism in Eukaryota, Fungi, Ascomycota, Sordariomycetes, Hypocreales, Nectriaceae. The transcript is spliced from 4 exons. Bases 1 to 1107 code for a protein of 368 amino acids. The record is from RefSeq and is a predicted model, not a curated record.